AUGCCAAACUUGGUUGAAUUGUUUCGAACGGAUUUUGCCCAAAUAGGGACCACGAAUCGAUCAUGCAUGUGUGUUGUGCCAUCAGUUCCAUUGAAUCAGAGAGGUAAAACAACUGAUCGAAUUGUUGUUGGAAGUCAGAAUGGAUGUGUGAUAUGCGUUGUUCGACGACAAAACGAUACUCAGAUAAUUUACAAAACAUUGCCAGGACCAGCAAUCACAGGUCUACGUUUGGGUGGCUCGAUAGGCACACUAGCAAAUAAAGUUUUUGUGUCUUCUGAUACGAACGUACGUGGAUUGGGCAAGAAAGGAAAACAAUUUUUUUCGUUUGACACGAAUAUGGCUGAACCCAUAAAAAGCAUGUUUAUUUAUGGAGUUGACUUAGUGUUGACAGGAACAAAGAGCUUCAACCAUUAUCAUGACUGUUCAGAUACUAACUAUUAUUUGUCAUCGGAAGAAAUAAACGAUGUUGUCUGCUUGAUCGAUAAAUCAGGUGGUGCAUGGGCUGAUCGCCCAUUCACUUCCGUAUUAGCCUGUAGAGAUUCAACAUUGAAGGUAUUGGAAGGUUCUCAGCUCGUUUACGAGUUGCAGCUAUCCGAUGUUCCCACUAUUGUUCAUCUGUUUAUGGAAGAUGGAGGAUUUUCAAGUCAAAAGGUAUUUUACGGAACUCGCGGUGGAAACAUCGGAUUAGUUGACUUGCCAUCAGGAGGAGGAAGCAUUGUUUGGCAAUUAACGACGACAACAGCAUCAGCAAUAACAACUGUAACAUUCUAUCCAUUCAUAUCGUCCGAACGUCGAGAUCUAAUUAUUGGAAAAGAUGAUGGAGUCGUAGAAGUUUAUACAAUUGACGAGGAAGAUUCAGCCACCCUCGCUAGUGUUUAUAGCUCGGAUGAGACCAUAACGGGUUUGAUGUGUGGACGUAUCAGUGAUGAGGGCAAAGAUGAAAUAAUCAUUUGCACCUAUACAGGAUGGCUUUUCUCGCUCAGCACAACUCAGCUUACGCAGGAGAAGACACCUUCGUCAUCGACUAUGAAUGUGAAAGUCAAAGUAGAUCAAUUACGCUCGGAAGUUCAUGAUUUGGAGAUGAAAGUAAUGGAAGAAAGAGCCAAGUACUCGGAAAUCACGCAAAAGGAUGGCACUAGCGCAUACUUCCCAGCAUUUCAGGUGCAUGAUUCAUUUGAGUUCAAUGCUACCUUUGGGGCCUAUUCAAUGGUUAUUGAACUUGUACUGCCUAUCGACUACAUAAUUGUCCAGAGCUCUUUAAUGGUCAAGCUAAUAGAAGUUGAGAAGAAUGCUUCCGUCGUAUGUAUGCUACCACAGUCGGAACAUAAUCCCUGGCCUUUAUUAGCUUCUUACCGUUGCCAAGCAAAGACUUCGAGAAUUGAACUUCGUGUCAAAGUAGAGGAAGGGUUGUUCGGGAAGAUUGUUGUUUAUGUUUGUCCGAACAUCCAUCCGAAAGCUGCUCAGGUUCGUAUCUUCGAAGUCAAACCCCUAUCAGCUCAUGUUCGAGUACACCAAAUUGACAAUGGCCGUCCCAUGAAUGUGCUGUCUAUUUCAGGUAAUUUCACAUUAGCUGAAGCACAUGCAUGGCUGGUAAUGCUCAUCCCGGAAAUACCGUUGAAGGCUCCUCCAACCGAUAGUGUAACGUUGAAUUUACAAAACUGUGUAAAUGGAGGAACUCAACUCCAAGCUGUUUAUUCACGAGGAUCUGUCGUGUUUCGUUCUGAUAGCAUAUCGACGAUUGCCAUAAUACGAGAUCGUAUCAGUGCAGAGACAACGAAAAGUCAAAUUCGUGUCCAAAUUCAAUGUGAUUUGAAUGAGGAUUCCGUCAGUCAUUGCCUUCGCCUUUUACAUCCGCAACUAACUCGUCUGUUGGAAACGGAAAAAUGCAAAAUGCUUGCAACAGCAUUACGUGAAUUAGAAGUCAGUUGUUCGGACAUAUCCUUCUUGAGUGACGAUAACAAAGCAAUUCUUAAAAGUCAUGACGAGGUGUAUGCGGAAGCUGAAAAGAAUCCCAUUGAGACCAGCAACAUAUUCUCUAUUUAUCAAAAUUUGCUUGUCGACAGAGCACGUCUCAAUGGAAAAAACGUGAAAAAUCACAUCGGCCCACUACAUGAGUUGCUGAGGAACAACUAUAGUCUCGACAGCUGUAUAGCAUUCUUCAAAUCCGUCUCCGAAGAUAAUAAUAUUAAGCGAUUAUGA
This is a messenger RNA of Auanema sp. JU1783, 2199 nucleotides long. The record is from the annotation of a GenBank genome assembly. NCBI's taxonomy places the organism in Eukaryota, Metazoa, Nematoda, Chromadorea, Rhabditida, Rhabditidae.